Molecule: messenger RNA, 2723 nt
Organism: Pseudoliparis swirei
Lineage: Eukaryota; Metazoa; Chordata; Actinopteri; Perciformes; Liparidae
Gene: aebp2
Product: AE binding protein 2
Exons: 9
Coding region: 859-2280 (473 amino acids)
Biological process (GO): regulation of transcription by RNA polymerase II
Cellular component (GO): ESC/E(Z) complex
Source: RefSeq, a predicted model, not a curated record
UCCUGUUUUUUCCUGUUUUUCAUAUGUAUCUCAUUUCAUUGUGCACCACCCUUUCUAGUCCUCCACACAAUUUAGUAGUCACGCAUCCACACACCUCAAACACAACGUAUUUUGACAAGGACACUUCGAUAUUGAAAGAGGAGCCAGAAAAGAAACCGCCAAUCUUGCGAUUAGUGGACGACCCUCAAUAAACAACAGUGACAUUCGAAGAGAGAGCAACGUUAGCACAGGCGUUAUAGAAGAAGGCCUUUAUUUCAAUGCAACAAGUCGGCCACUAAGAUCUGCACGGUUCAGAGUGGAGCCGUAUUUUAAGUCAAGAACGGUGGUUCAGCCAUGAAAGCUAAAACUGUCUCAAAAGAGUGGCGGUGCUGAAGGAAUAUUCACCUUGCUGAGAUAAAAACGUGCCUUUUCAGCACUUUUUGAGUUGGAUCAUUUUUAUGUUUGUAGGAACACGUGGAGCUGAGAGGCCACAAUGCCGAAGAUCGUCUAUACUUACAAAAAUGACUCACUCGUUUAAAAAAAAUGUUUUCAGUCCGCUUCUCUUUGGCGUGCUAUAUUUAACAGACAUCAAAUAUAGCGCAGAUAAGACAUGUUGAUAUAUUGAAUAAAUGUACACGCACUUCUGUACAGAUAAGUAAUUUCUUCAACUUUAUGAACACAUUCUUGAUGGAUGCAUUGUUUAGCGACAGAGUGAGACAUCUUUUCAAUAAAAAAGCUUUGGCCUUGCGGAGCCCGGACGUCAUGUAAACCCCCUGCUGAGUUUUACGCUUGAAACGGAGAGUGAGUGGAGGAAGAACGGCAGCCCGAGGCAACUUUCGAGUGGAACGUCCCAAAAAUAGCUUUCUACACUGUUCGAAAAUGGCUCAAAUAACGAGCGACGGGGCCGAACAAGAUUCUCAGGCGACGUCGGAUAAAAAUGGAACCGGGGAAACAGCAGAAACCGGCAAAGAGGGACAGGCCGUGCCGGACCCCAAACAGGAACCGGGCGACAACAGCGAGCACAGAGGAGGAAUGGACGUGAACAGUGGCCGCGGCGCGGCUGGGGAGGAUGUCGACGGCCCGUCUCCUGCUCCAGAAGACGGCGAAGAGAGCGCGGUACCGACCGAAAAGAUGGGCAACGACGAAGGGGAACCCGACGGUAAACUCUCAGAACCGGGGGAAAGUCCCGCACGGGGGAGUUCGGCGAGUAGCACUGAUUCCGCCGCCGCACGAGAGGGCUCCUCGCGGGUGCUGAAACAAGAACAAAGAGAGGGAGAGAGCGCGUUCUCCUCCCCGCCCGCCGACGACGCGAAGCCGGCGGAGAAAGCCGAGCGCGGCGCCAAGAGCCACGCCGGCGCGGAGCUGACCGCGUCCGACGGAGAGCCGCUCAGCCGGAUGGAUUCAGAGGACAGUAUCGGCAGCACUCUGAUGGACAUGGAGAGCACGGCGUCCAGCGGCCGCUCCACGCCGGCCAUGCUCAACGGUCACGGCGCGGCGCCGUCGAGCGGCUCGGCGCCGGCCGGCGGCGGCAGCAAGUCUCUGGGCUCCACGUGCUGCUGGGAUCACUGCCAGCUGCUGUUCCCCAGCAGCCCCGACCUGGCCGAACACAUCAGGGCCACGCAUGUGGACGGCCAGAGAGGAGGGGUGUUUGUGUGUCUGUGGAAGGGCUGCAAGGUGUACAACACGCCGUCCACCAGCCAGAGCUGGCUGCAGAGGCACAUGCUGACCCACAGCGGAGACAAGCCGUUCAAGUGUGUGGUCGGAGGCUGCAACGCCACAUUUGCCUCCCAGGGGGGGCUGGCCCGUCACGUGCCCACUCACUUCAGCUCCCAGGGUUCCUCCAAAGUGUCCAAUCAGGGCAAAAUGAAGGAGGAGUCUCCGUCCAAGGCUGGCCUCAACAAGAGGAGGAAACUGAAGAACAAACACAGACGCUCCCUCCAAAGUCCUGAAGAGUAUGUCCUCAAACGUCCAGCUGCACUCGCCCGACCUCACGACUUCUUUGAUGCUCAGACUAUGGACGCCAUCCGCCAUCGAGCCAUCUGCCUCAACCUGGCAACACAUAUCGAGAGCCUGGGCAACGGACACAGCGUGGUCUUCCACAGCACGGUAAUAGCCAGAAGGAAAGAGGACUCUGGGAAAGUGAAGGUCUUGUUACACUGGGCACCAGAAGACAUACUGCCAGAUGUGUGGGUGAACGAGAGCGACCGACUGCAGCAGAAGACCCAGGUGGUUCAUCUGUCCAAGCUACCCACAGACACAGCUGUGCUCCUGGACCCCAGCAUCUACAGGAUGUUCUUCUAACCACCUCCGGAGGAACUCCACUGUCACUUCCUGCUAAGCUGACAACGAGGAGGAAAUCGUCUCCUCUUCGUCUCCAUAUCUUCUCUCCCAGAGGACGCUGAGAGUUCAGCGACUUCUUUGCCGUGUCCGUCGGCGUCCACCAGGGUUUUCUGCAUUAGGUGCUGAGUUUGCAGAAGGCGUGUAGGAGAAGAUGUUGACUGUUUUAGGUAAUGCAACUAGACUGAAAGCUAACUGACAGACGUGUAACUAGACACAUGUAGAGAGAAGCUGUCUUUGUAAAUACUUGAGAUUUGUAAUAUAUUUUUAUACUUUUCAUUUUUACUCUUCUGAAGAUAGAUGUCUUUUUUUUCUGCCAAACAUUUAAAAUAAAGUGAUAAUAUUGGUUAUGUGCAUAUAGCUGGCAUUGCUUGGUUUGAUGUCAUUAAACUUUUUUUCCAACCUCC